Erigeron canadensis is the source of this 913-nucleotide messenger RNA. Its product is annotated as cysteine proteinase inhibitor A-like. Gene Ontology annotation, molecular function: cysteine-type endopeptidase inhibitor activity. The coding region runs from base 251 to 649 and encodes 132 amino acids. The record is from RefSeq and is a predicted model, not a curated record. The transcript is spliced from 2 exons. NCBI's taxonomy places the organism in Eukaryota, Viridiplantae, Streptophyta, Magnoliopsida, Asterales, Asteraceae.
AUUUUAAUUUUUAUAAAGUUGGAUCUACAUACGCACAUGAAAAAAUAAAAAAAAGUUUAGUUCAAUAAAUAUUCUAUCCCUCAAGAAAGUUGAACAUUGUUUGUGAAGACUUGGUAUUAUUUUCUAAGCAAACAUAACCAGUUCGUUCCUUAGCUUAUAAGCAACGUCAUUCAAAAAUAUAAAUAAAUCAUCCAGAUUAAUAUCCUAAAGAUAAUAAUAAUUUGAUCCUAAAUUAUUCGAAUCCAAAACCAUGAAAGUCAAGACAUCAACCUUGAUAAUCAUAACAGCCGUAUUCCUGUUCGUGUUUUUCGAAUCCGGGGUUUGUAGAAUGGAAAGGAGUUCCAUGAAUCAGCAUCGGCUAGGCGGAAUUUAUGAUAUCACAGACCAACAUAACAACGGGGUCGAGAUCGAAGACCUGGCCCGAUUCGCUGUCCAAGAUCAUAACAAAAAACAGAAUUCCUUUUUGAAGUUUGCUAGAUUGAUAAAGGCGAAAGAGCAGGUGGUGGCGGGUAAGAUGUACCAUCUCACUUUGGAGGCAGCUGAUGCUGCUGGCAAGAUUAAAGUAUAUGAAACUAAAAUUUGGGUAAAGCCAUGGAUGAACUUUAAGCAGGUGCAAGAAUUCAAGGUUGCCAAUGAUCCAUUCGUCUAAAAGUUUGUAUUAACAAGGUAAUGCUGUCCUUUGAUGCUCUUGAUCAAUAAACUACUAGUCGAUACUAAAAACGUUUGAGCUGCCUAAUUGUCUAAGGCAUUAUGAUACAUGGAAAUAUGGAAUACUUGUUUGCUUUAUGUAAAUACUCAUAACAAUUGCAAAGUGAAAUAAGCUAGUUAGUGAGAUGGCAUAACUGUAACAACUAUGCUUUUGAUAUAUACAAUGUAUACAAUUUCGUUCAAGCUGUUUUAUAUUGUUUGAUCA